Messenger RNA from Diaporthe citri, 1758 nucleotides. RefSeq lists its product as uncharacterized. The coding region runs from base 1 to 1758 and encodes 585 amino acids. The transcript has 4 exons. The record is from RefSeq and is a predicted model, not a curated record. NCBI's taxonomy places the organism in Eukaryota, Fungi, Ascomycota, Sordariomycetes, Diaporthales, Diaporthaceae. Gene Ontology annotation, molecular function: protein binding.
AUGAGGAUACUGCGGCCUAAACUGCACGGACAUGCCGACAAGAGGACGGUUGGUACGGCAGGGGAUAUUGAUGAACACACGGAAGAAGUUAAACUCGCUCAGUCAGUAGUUGCUAGCUUCGAGAAAGAUUUGCACGAUCAAACGAAGCCAGACCGUGCUGCCCAACUGCUGAGGAAGCUACUGAGCAAGACAGAGGACGCUGAAGAUCAGGAGUGCCUCAAAGACCUGGUAGUUUCUGAUCCCCGUGACGACAAGAUGCGGAUUGAGGAAACGAAGGGUGGCCUUUGGUCGCGUUCGUACGUUUGGAUACUUGAAGAUCACGACUUCCAUCGAUGGCGAGAGAACGGCCAAAACAAGCCGUUUUGGAUCACUGGUGCUCCCGGAAAAGGAAAGACGACGAUGCUUUGUGGCAUUAUCAAUGAACUGAGCAAGCAGUUAGGAACAAACGUGUCCUAUUUCCUCUGCCAAGGCACCGACAAGCGUAUCAAUACUGGUACGGGUGUGUUGCGUGGUCUGCUUUUUCUUCUUUGCAAUCAACAGCAUUCACUCAUAUCGCACAUCCGGAGCAAGUACGACGAUGCAGGUGGAAAGCUAUUUGAGGAUCCGAACGCCUGGUUCGCAUUAUCUGGAAUACUCGAUAACAUGCUCGGAGAUCCGGGCCUAAGACACACUUGCCUAAUCGUUGAUGCACUCGACGAAUGUCUCCCAGACUCCCGGCAGCUGCUUGUGAGACUUAUUGUCCGGAUGGCUAAUGCCUAUCCAACCGUCAAGUGGAUUGUGUCUAGUCGUGAACUGGAUGAGUUCAAAAGGCAUCUUCCGGAAGCAACACACCUGUCACUUGAAUCAAGGGGAGAGUCGAUUUUCGAAGCUGUCAAUGCAUAUAUCGAUUUCAAGGUGACCAAGCUAGGACUCGGAGAGCGAAGUCUCGGUCUCUCGAAAGUCAAAACAAUCGCAGAUGAACUGAAAGAAAAAUCAGAGGGCACAUUCCUAUGGAUAGCUCUUGUCUGCAAAGUGCUUGAGUCCGCCCAUGAGUACGAAUUCAUGGAAAUCUUGCAAGAGAUGCCCACGGGUCUGAACGAACUGUACGGGAAACUGAUACAGGACAUCAAAGCUUUGCCGCGUAAAAGACCAACGCACUGCCAAUCCGUUCUGCGGGCUGUCGCCGUAGCUUUUCGGCCUUUGACGCUGGAAGAAUUGGAGGAACUGGCCGACCUCCCAAAAGAUGACCAUUACAGCCACGGCGAGCACGUCAACUCAGUCGCGUUAACGCUCGACGGUCGCCGCAUCGCGUCCGGGUCGGACGACGACACUGUCAAGAUCUGGGACGCUGAAACAGGAGGACACAUUCGGACACUCGAAUUGGGUGAGGAUAUCUUGGUGGUCACAUUCUCGCCCGAUGGUUGCCAUCUUUCUGUCGCCGUGAUUACGCGCUCUUUUGUCAUCUAUGACGCGGAAAGCGGUGGUACGGUCUCAACUUGUGGCCUACCUGACAAUGACGAUCUAAACACCCAUAUUGUUGACAAACGAUUUGCUCUCUCUCUUGGAGCCCGGUAUAUUGCAACCAGGAGGGAACAAGCUGUCAAUAUCCAGAGUUCCGCGGAUAGCAAAGCUGUUUGCAUGCUCAGGGGCCACGAGGGUUAUGUUACGUCCCUCGCCUUCUCGCCCAAAGACUGCCACAUUGUCGCCUCGUCUUCUUACGAGACAAUUAAGCUCUGGGAUGUUAUGAUUGGCGCCGAGAUCUCGACUGUCAACCCGUGA